AUGAUUAAUACAUAAGUUCAAUUGAAGAGGGAAUAGUUUGUUAUUCAGAUUCGAAAGUAAGCUAGAGAAGAAAUCUUUUCAAGAAAGAGACUCACAGUUUUGAAUGGCAAUAUAGAUGUAGAUUUGAAGUGCUCUCCUGAUGAAAUGAUUCUCUAAAUUUAUAAUAGUUUUAUGCUCAAAGAUUUUAAGACACUAAAGGAUUUAUUAUUUAGAUAUAAUGAGUAAUUCCUAAUAAUCAUCCUAAGAAAGUAAUAGGGUGAUGAUGUGUUUAUGAAUUAAUAUGUUAAUCAUUUUGGUUUAAAUUAAGAAACCCUCCAAUUAUUCAUUCAAAUAUUGUGUAUGUCUGAUGUUUCUUAGGAAAGUAAUAUAGAUGAGAUUAGAAUGCAUAAUAUAAAUCAAGUUCUAAUAAUAUUGGUGAACAUUACAUAUCUGACUGCUCCAUAAAUCAUUAAUAAUUUAUUGAAUCAUGAUAUAUUAGAUAUACUUUUGAAUGAUAUAUUGGGUCGUAUGAAUACAAAACAAAAGUUAGAAAAGAAUUUUGAAGUUUGGUAAUCGAUAAUUGAUAGUGUAAUAUUAUUACUUACUUGCAGCUCUGUUAACUAUUUAUAAAUAUGUUACUGGAUUUAUAAGAUUAAAGAGGAGUGUAAAUGAAAAUGGAAAUAAUGAAAUCACCAUUCUUUAAAAUAUGGCAAUAUAUUUAUAAAGAGUAUCCACCAUAACAUCUUUGGAAUUCAAUGUUAUAUUUAUAAUAAAUUCUUUUUAUGAAUCCAAAAAUUUAAGAUAUAGAAAUAGUGUCAUCAAAUGUAUAUCCUAUUAUAUUAUAUCAAUAUAGAUGUAGAGAAUACUUAAAUAGUGUAGUUAUGUAAUAAUUGAAUUUUCAGAUUAAGAUUAAUUGUAUGAGAGAGCAUUAAUAUUAAUUUAUUAAUGUACUUAAUAUUAGUUAUAGACUACAAUUGUGUUAACAAAAUAACUUUGGGUGAAAAUGAUACUAAUCAAUAAAUUUCCCUUAUUGAUGUAUGAUCUAUUCAUCAAAUUCACUUCUGUGAAUUAUAAUUAGGAUUCUCCAGCUUCUGAGUUGAAUACUGAAAAACAUUUGAUCGAUAUUAAUGUAUUAAAUAACAUGUUGUUUUGGUUAUCAAAAUCAUAAGAUGAAGAUUUAAUUAUUAAGAUAUAUCAAUGUUUGAAUAAUAUUCUGACAUUCGAAUAUCCACAUCUUGCUAGUGUAGUCAUUUAUCAUUUUCUGCCCAUUUGCUAACAAUAUUAAGAAGUUUAAUCUUAUUGUAAAGCAGAAUUUGCUGAUGAAUAUUUGAUAUUAAUUAAAAACCUCAUUAAAUGUUAGAAAUUAACUGAAAUUAAUCUAAAUUAAAUAUUGAAAGAAUACAAUGUAAUGAAGUAAAUUAAAAAAAUGUAAAUCAUUAUAAAUUUAUUGUUAGAUUAUUAUAGUGUUGCUUUGAAUCUUGCAAUCUUUUGGAUUUAUUUGAUGCAUUUGAUCUCUUAUCUAUUGAAUUUAAAUAUGAAGUCUUAAAAAGGAUUGUCAAUUAUUAAAUAAUUGAGAUUCUCAAUAAUUUACAUUCUAAAAAAUAUAUUAAUGAAAAUUUUAUUGAUAUUUUAUUGGAACAAAUAGCUAAAUGGGAAUAAGAAACUCAUGAGUUAAAUUAUUCUUGA
Molecule: messenger RNA, 1665 nt
Organism: Paramecium pentaurelia
Lineage: Eukaryota; Ciliophora; Oligohymenophorea; Peniculida; Parameciidae
Source: the annotation of a GenBank genome assembly